UUAUAUAAGCCGCCUCCGUAUCAUUUCCGCUUAUUUCAUUCAUCCUCCCACCACCCCCUUGAAAAAAAAAAGUAUCAGACAAAGAGGGAGAGAGAAUGAACGGCGAUCACGGGGCCGUCGGCGAAUCGGACGGUCUAAAAUCGGCGCUGCUUCCCAUCCAGAGCUCCGGUGACAUCCAGAUCCAACGGCCGAGCGUUGUGAGGUCGAUAUUGACGGCCAAGAACUGCUACAUAGCCCUGGGGCCGCUUCUAUGCGGAGUAUUCUGCUUCUAUGUAAGGAUCGGCGGAGAGGGAGAGGGAGAUGGCGCCAGGAAGAUGCUGGGUGUGCUGGCUUGGAUGUUCGCCUGGUGGCUCACGGAGGCUGUGCCGAUGCCCGUCACCUCCAUGUCCCCUCUCUUCCUCUUCCCUCUCUUCGGCAUCGCCUCCGCCGACGACGUGGCUCGUUCCUACAUGGAUGACGUCAUCUCCCUCGUCCUCGGCAGUUUCAUCCUCGCUCUAGCCGUCGAGCACUACAACAUCCACCGCCGUCUCGCCCUCAACAUAACGCUGGUAUUCUGCGUGGAGCCGCUGAACGCGCCGCUGCUGCUGCUGGGAAUAUGCGGGACGACGGCGUUCGUGAGCAUGUGGAUGCACAAUGUGGCGGCGGCGGUCAUGAUGAUGCCGGUGGCAACAGGCAUACUGCAGAGGCUGCCGGAGAAUUGUUCGGAGGAGUCGGCGGAGGGGAAAUUCAGCAGGGCGGUGGUGCUGGGUGUCAUAUACUCCGCCGCCGUUGGAGGGAUGAGCACCCUCACUGGGACAGGUGUCAACCUCAUACUGGUAGGGAUGUGGAAGUCCUAUUUCCCGUUGGCUGAUCCCAUCAGCUUCAGCCAGUGGUUCUUCUUCGGUUUCCCAUUGGCCCUCUCCCUCUUCUUCGCUCUGUGGGCCAUUCUCUGCAUCCUCUACUGUCCCAAGGGCUCCGGGCGCUCUCUUUCCUCUUACCUGGACCGCUCCCAUCUCAAGCGCGAGCUCGACUUGUUAGGGCCCAUGGCGUUUGCUGAGAAGAUGGUCCUGGCCGUGUUCGGGGGGUUAAUAGUCUUGUGGAUGACGAGGAGCAUCACGGAUGAUAUUCCAGGGUGGGGAGCCCUCUUCCACGGCCGUGCAGGCGACGGCACCGUCAGUGUGAUGAUGGCGACCCUGCUGUUCAUCAUCCCAAACAAGAAAGGGAAAGGGGAGAGACUAAUGGACUGGAACAAGUGCAAGAAACUCCCGUGGAACAUAGUUCUCCUCCUAGGCGCCGGUUUCGCCAUCGCGGAAGGAGUCCGUACGAGCGGCCUGGCCGGCGUCCUAUCCAAGGGCCUCCAAUUCCUAGAAACGGCACCUUACUGGGCAAUAGCCCCAACGGUGUGCGCGAUAGCCGCCGGCAUCACAGAGUUCACGUCGAACAACGCGACCACGACGCUGCUGGUGCCACUGCUGAUAGAGAUAGCGAAAACCAUGGGAGUGGAGCCUCUGCUGCUAAUGGUGCCUGGUGCCAUCGGUGCCCAGUUCGCCUUCCUCCUGCCGACAGGGACACCUUCCAACAUAGUUGGGUUCACGACUGGCAAGAUAGAGAUAAAGGACAUGCUCAAGACAGGGUUCCCCCUCAAGAUCGCUGGCACCCUCUCCCUCUCUCUCCUCAUGCCCACUCUCGGGGCUUAUGUGUUCGGAGCCAACGGAGGAGUGUAACAAGUUUUGUGGAGGACGGGUCCUGACUCCUGCCUGUAUACGUAAUCUUAAUUGUGGUAAAUAUUUUGUACGGUAUAUCAAAUGCGAGGGUUAGUCCAUUUUUUUUUUCCUUUUUCGACCUUUCAAUUUGUAAUAUCCGUAUUUGAUGCUUAUAAAAAUAUUUAUAUUGUGAAAAUUUCUCGAAUCA
Molecule: messenger RNA, 1890 nt
Organism: Tarenaya hassleriana
Lineage: Eukaryota; Viridiplantae; Streptophyta; Magnoliopsida; Brassicales; Cleomaceae
Product: tonoplast dicarboxylate transporter
Exons: 6
Coding region: 96-1703 (535 amino acids)
Biological process (GO): monoatomic anion transmembrane transport
Cellular component (GO): membrane
Molecular function (GO): transmembrane transporter activity
Source: RefSeq, a predicted model, not a curated record